AUGUUUGGAAUCAUUGCAGUUGGAGCGAAAGCCUGCCAUGUUUUAGUGCCUGCAACCAAACUUCUAGCCAUAGCAACAACAUCUUGUGAACUGAUCCAUAAGCCAGCAUGUACCCCACUGAGAACAUUUUCUGUAAGUCCGACAUUUAGCAAAAAGUAUGAAGACUGUGAUAAAGGUAAUCCAUGGAACAAAAAGGAUACUCAUAAAAAUGGAAUGAAUGUAACAUAUCAACAGAUAAAAAAGUCUUUUGGGAAGAGAAACGAGACAUUAUGCUGUCCAAAGUGUGGAAGUCAAAGUACGUUCAUGGAGGCCAUCACCUAUUCCGUACCAUUUGUAAAAUGCAAAAAAUGUCAACAAUUUUUUUUGAUGGUGGGAUCAAAGAAAUCUCCUGAAAACAGCUACAAAGAUGUAGAAUUGUUGUAUACAACUGAUAAAAGUGAAUGUCAAGUGAAUCUACCAACACCGAAAGAAAUCCAUCGAUUUUUGAAUCAGUAUGUUGUUGGUCAACAUGAAACAAAGAAAGUUCUCUCAGUGGCUGUCUACAAUCAUUACAAACGACUCAACAACAACAUUCCAUCUGAAGUUGCACAGCACUCUGAGGUUUAUGGUAAUAGUUACCCCAAUUCUUCUAAAGAACUGCUACAAUUAACAGGAUUGAUUCCACCUUCACCUUAUUUAUCACAACAGUCAUUACCAAGACGUUUCCGCAAGAAUUUUGAAUCUGAUCAUGACACUGUUCAUCUAGACAAAAGUAACAUCAUACUGCUUGGACCCACUGGCUCAGGGAAAACAUUGUUGGCCCAAACACUAGCCAAGUGCUUGGAUGUACCAUUUGCUAUCUGUGAUUGUACUUGUCUAACACAAGCUGGAUAUGUCGGUGAAGAUAUUGAAUCGGUUAUUGCUAAGCUACUGCAGAAUGCAAACUUCAGUGUCGCAAGAGCUCAACAAGGAAUUGUGUUUCUUGAUGAAGUGGAUAAGAUUGGAGCAGUUCCAGGAAUACACCAGCUUCGUGAUGUAGGAGGAGAAGGUGUGCAGCAAGGUUUGUUGAAAAUCAUGGAGGGAACAAUCGUAAAUGUCCCAGAAAAAAACUCGAAGAGAUAUCGUAUGGAUACCAUUCCGGUGGACACUACCAACAUUCUUUUUGUUGGUUCAGGAGCUUUUAAUGGACUAGAGAGAGUAAUCAGCAGGAGGAAAAAUGAAAAGUACCUAGGAUUUGGUGCAAUGUCUAGCCUGGGCACUGGCCGUCGAGCUGUGGCCUCAGCUGGCCUGGCUAAUUCCUCAGGAGUGAAUAUACAAGAAGAGUCCCAAGAGAGAGACAAAUUGCUUUGUAGUGUGGAGGCUAGAGACCUGGUAGAAUAUGGAAUGAUUCCAGAAUUUGUAGGACGAUUUCCAGUGGUUCUUGUGCUUCAUAGUUUAAACGAGGACAUGUUGGUUCGUAUUCUGACAGAACCACAAAAUGCAAUAAUAACGCAGUACAAGAUGCUGUUUGACAUGGAUAAGUGUCAGUUUUCUAUUACGGAAGCAGCUUUGCGUGCUAUUGCGCGUAAAGCAAUUGAAAGGAAUACAGGGGCCAGAGGAUUGAGAUCAAUCAUGGAACAAUUACUGAUGGAACCUAUGUACGAGAUUCCUAACUCAGAUAUUGUAAGCUUUCAUGUGGAUAAGGAUGUUGUUGAGGGUAAGAAGGGUCCCCAGUAUGUUAGAACACCAGCAAACCUUGAAGACAACCACAAGUUUAGUCGCCAUGAUCAUGGCUGGAUUAAAAGAAUUGAUACCAACAAAUGAUCGGCCAC
Rhincodon typus (whale shark) is the source of this 1790-nucleotide messenger RNA. Its product is annotated as ATP-dependent Clp protease ATP-binding subunit clpX-like, mitochondrial. NCBI's taxonomy places the organism in Eukaryota, Metazoa, Chordata, Chondrichthyes, Orectolobiformes, Rhincodontidae. The transcript has 13 exons. Gene Ontology annotation, biological process: protein catabolic process; proteolysis. Gene Ontology annotation, molecular function: ATP hydrolysis activity; ATP binding. The coding region runs from base 1 to 1782 and encodes 593 amino acids. The record is from RefSeq and is a predicted model, not a curated record. Gene Ontology annotation, cellular component: mitochondrial matrix.